GACCUUUUAAAUUUUCCUGGGGACUUUUUCCUUCGCCUCCUCUACUCCUCUGCACCUGGUAUUCCGAAGGUGUCCGGUCAAUUCAACUUCUCUACUGGUUUCUGACGCGCUCCCCUCCGUACCUCCUCCCUCAUCGUCUGGUCGUUUCAAUUCCCACCAUUCGCGCCUCAACCAUGUACGACUUCACCGUUGGCGGCGAGGCGAACCCGGCCGUCAUUCGCGUUGGCCUACCGCCUGCAUCCCUCCUGAACUUCCCUCCCAGCGAGCUCCCUGCAACCGUUCCUGCUCCUGUGAUUUCCGAGCCGACCUGGAACCAACCCUUCAACAUCCCUCCGGCGCUCUACAACCAACUGUUGGACGUGCGCGUUCCCAUUACAAUCGCGAGUGUCUACGCCGUGACUGUCGUCCUCAUCAAUCGCCUGAACAAGAGUCGAGGAUACAAGCCUUAUGGGUUUAGCCAGACCAGACUGUUCAAGCUCUUCGUCAUCCUCCACAAUGUGUUCCUGGCCAUCUACUCCGCAUGGACCUUUGCUGGCAUGAUUCGGGCUUUCCGCAACUCGUGGCCGAGUCGGGAUGAUCCCAACUAUGUCGCGGCUGUUGCCGACACGCUGUGCAAGAUCAACGGGCCCCGUGGUUACGGAAACGCCGCCACGUACGACCCUACGACCGACCAGUGGAUGUUCCGCAACCCGGAGUUCAGUCUGGCUGCAGGAGGUGUCCCGGACCCCACCGAUCUCGGUCGUCUCUGGAACGAGGGACUGGCCUUCCUCGGCUGGAUCUUCUACCUGUCCAAGUUCUACGAGGUCCUCGAUACGGUCAUUAUCCUGGCCAAGGGUAAGAAGAGCUCGACUCUGCAAACUUACCACCAUGCCGGUGCCAUGAUGUGCAUGUGGGCCGGUAUUCGUUAUGUCGCGGCUCCUAUCUGGAUCUUCACCCUGGUCAACUCUGGAAUCCAUGCUUUGAUGUACACCUACUACACCCUGACUGCUCUGCGCAUUCGCAUCCCCACCGUGAUCAAGAGAUCCUUGACCACCAUGCAGAUCACUCAGUUUAUCAUUGGUUCUACCAUGGCUGCCUCCUACCUGUUCUUCAGCUACACACUUCCUGUGGGCCAGUCUGCCCCCGUUCCUCCUGUUGAGAUCCCCGGAGUUGCCGUGGGCACUGCAGGUGCUGGACUGGUGCCCUGGAUCAAGAAGCUGGCUUUCCGGGCUGCCGGUGCGGAAGGCCUUGCGGAGAAUGUAGGCACCACUGAAGGCUCUGUUGCUCCACGCGUCCUCCACGUCGGUCCGAUGGUUACCUGCAUGGACACCAGCGGUCAGGGUUUCGCUAUCUGGCUCAACGUUAUGUACCUUCUGCCUCUAACCUACCUCUUCGCCCGUUUCUUCGUUCGUUCGUACCUCUACCGCAAGGAACCUGGCCCCCGGCAGCCGACUCAAUUGCACGCGGCCGAAAAAGCCGGUCUGGACGCUUUGAAGGGUGUGAGCCGCGAGAUCCGGAAGGCGGCCGAGAUGAGCGGUGAGACCAGCGAAGUCACGGAGGAUGAGGCUGUGAACAAGGUCAAGGCUCUCCGGGCGACCAAGGCCCAGCAGAAGAAUGCCGAGAACUCUCCCAUCCGGACCCGCGCUACCGCUGCCAAGCAGAGGACGCGUGCUGGUAACAGUGAUCAAGACUCCGACUCGGGUUUCUCGACCGUCAGCAGCAAGAAGAGCGCCAAGCGGACCACCAAGGAAGAUAUCCAGAGUUCUGCUGCCGUUGUUGUGGAUACCAAGGACUCCAAUCCCUUCCAGGUUUUGGACCGAUCGGCUUAAAGACCCCGCAGCGUUGGUUUUAAGGGCUCUGUUAGGAACCCGAAACCAAGCCGAAAAUACUUCA
Aspergillus ibericus CBS 121593 is the source of this 1872-nucleotide messenger RNA. RefSeq names its product elongation of very long chain fatty acids protein. The record is from RefSeq and is a predicted model, not a curated record. Gene Ontology annotation, molecular function: fatty acid elongase activity. NCBI's taxonomy places the organism in Eukaryota, Fungi, Ascomycota, Eurotiomycetes, Eurotiales, Aspergillaceae. Gene Ontology annotation, biological process: fatty acid elongation, saturated fatty acid; very long-chain fatty acid biosynthetic process; fatty acid elongation, polyunsaturated fatty acid. Gene Ontology annotation, cellular component: endoplasmic reticulum membrane. The coding region runs from base 174 to 1808 and encodes 544 amino acids. The transcript is spliced from 2 exons.